AUGGAGCUGCUCUGGAUAUCUCUGCUGCUGGGGGCCUUUUGUGUCUCUGCAGUCCUGGACUUGCCAGAGCACAGCAUCAAGGAGAACAUCAACAUCAACCUGUCCCAGCCCUUGCACAUCAUGGAGGAAGGCAACCUGAUGGUGCUGACACCUGCUGGCCUGACUCAGAUGCUCAACCAGACCCGCUUCCUCAUGGUGCUUUUUCACAACUCAUCCUCAAAGCAAUCCAGUAACCUGGCUGAGGAGCUGGGCAAAGCAGUGGAGAUGAUGGGCAAAGGCAAGAAUGGGAUCGGCUUUGGCAAAGUGGACAUCACAGUUGAGAAGGAACUUCGGAAGGAGUUUGACAUUCAGAAAACCCCGGAGUUGAAGCUGUUUUUUGAGAGCAACAGGUUGGAUCCCAUCAGCUGUGAAGGAGUGAUUGAAUCUGCUGCCUUGGUCGUUUGGUUGCGAAGACAAAUUAGCCAGAAAGCAUUUUUGUUCACUGACACCCAGCAAGUGGUAGAAUUUAUGAAAGCCAGGCCCUUGGUUAUUAUUGGCUUCUUCCAGGAUUUAGAGGAAGAAGUAGCAGAGUUGUUCUAUGAUGUGAUCAAAGACUUCCCAGAGCUAACGUUUGGAGUGAUAUCGAUUAGUAAUGCCAUUGGGCGUUUCCAUGUCACCCUUGACAGUGUUCUGGUGUUCAAAAAGGGAAAAAUUGUGAACCGCCAAGAGCUUAUUAAUGACAGUACCAACAAACAUGUUCUCAAUCAAGUCAUAAAACAGCACCUCACAGGUUUUGUUAUUGAAUACAACACUGAGAAUAAGGGUCUGAUUUAUGAACUGCACAUCCUGAAUCACAUGCUGCUUUUUGCCUCCAAAAGCUCCAAGUCAUUUGGUAUGAUAAUGCAGCAUUAUAAAUUGGCAUCUGAGGAAUUCCAAAACAAGAUCCUGUUCAUCCUUGUGGAUGCAGAUGAACCCAGAAACAGACGUAUCUUUGAGUACUUUGGGAUCACGGAGGUCAAUAUCCCAUCUGUCCAAAUCUUAGACUUAAGCUCUGACGCAAGGUACAAAAUGCCUUUUGAGAACAUAACCUUCCAAAACCUCAAGAAAUUUGGCCUCAGCUUCCUGAGUAAAAGUGCCAAGAAACAUCAAUCCAGUGAAGAGAUCCCAAAAUAUUGGGACCAAGGGCCAGUUAAGCAGCUUGUUGGGAAGAAUUUCAACCUCGUUGUCUUUGACAAGGAAAGAGACAUUUUUGUGAUGUUCUAUGCACCCUGGUCCAGCAAGUGCAGGGCACUAUUUCCUGUGUUGGAAGAUUUGGGCAUAAAGUAUCAAAACCACUCCACGGUCACCAUUGCCAAGAUUGACAUCACAGCAAAUGACAUUCAGUUGAAGUAUCUGGAGCGGUACCCCUUCUUCAGGCUCUUCCCUGCCAACUCACAACAAGUGGUAUUCUAUAAAGGAGAAUAUACGAUGGAGGGCUUUUCUAACUUCCUGGAAAGUCAGAUCAAGACCAGGAUUGAGGAUGAAGAUGAGCUAAUGUCUGUUCAGCAAAAUGAAGUGAUAGAAGAGGAGGUGUUAGCUAAGGAAGAGUUACCUGAACAGAAGUUGCCUGAGCUGGAAGAGAUAGCUAGGCAGAAGGAAACAGCUGAGGAGGAGGAGGAGAAGGUGGCUAAGCCAAAGGGACCACCAAGACAAGAGAAGAAAACAGGAAUGAAGGAAGAACUGUAG
This is a messenger RNA of Pteronotus mesoamericanus, 1704 nucleotides long. It is a transcript of the gene PDILT, whose product is annotated as protein disulfide isomerase like, testis expressed. The coding region runs from base 1 to 1704 and encodes 567 amino acids. Gene Ontology annotation, cellular component: endoplasmic reticulum. Gene Ontology annotation, biological process: protein folding. The record is from RefSeq and is a predicted model, not a curated record. The transcript is spliced from 11 exons. Lineage: Eukaryota; Metazoa; Chordata; Mammalia; Chiroptera; Mormoopidae.